AUACUAUUUUUAUGGGCUUCCUCCUGAUAGAGAUUCGGCAAGCCAGAGGGGUAGUAAAAUAGUGCUUUGAAUCUCUUCAUUCGUUAAUUCUGCGGCAUUCUCAGAUCCCCGCUGCAGGAUCUAUCAGAUUCGUAGAUUAUUGGCCGAUUUUGUAACAAAACUUAGUCAUAACUUGGUCGGUAGUCGGCCCCUGCUGACCUUUGUUUUCACACAGGUUAUUACGUUUACAUCGAGACAUCCACGCCUCGUAGAAAAGGCGACAGAGCUGUCCUGCUGUCUCCCCGGCUGAAGGGACCUUAUUGUCUCCGUAUGCAUUACCACAUGCUGGGUGUUAACAUUGGAUCCCUGAGGGUUUACAAAAAUUCAGCAUCGGGUAACAGUGUUGUGUUUUCCGUCGACGGUAAUAGAGGAGAUCAGUGGUACUCGGUGGAAUACUCCUUAACAGGUCCCGAGCAGUUUCAGAAAUUCUGAGACGGUGACACUGAACAGCGUCCUCCACCAAACUUCACUAUUGUUAUGGGCAUUUCUCGAAGAUAUAAACUCUUCCAACUUGUUGUCCUGCUAAUAGGAGUGCUCCUGCUGUUUAUAAACCUGAAUCCUUCGGUAGAACCUGUUAUGCCCGAUCCACCGGAUCCACCGGAUCUCCUUCCUUUCCGUAUCAAUGUCCGAGAGAUUCAAGGUAAAAUAGUCUGGCCAAUUUCUAAAGUCACGGUCGGGCUUCCUAUUAGUCAAAUCCAAGACCUAGGGGAAAAGAAGCUUAGAGUUCUCCUUGUGAUAAUUGUGUCGACAGCGCCUUUGCGCUGGGAACGAAGGAACGCCAUACGACAGACUUGGUGGAAGUACUGCAGUGUGAAAGAGGUAGCUUGCCACUUUUUUACAGACGGACAAGUCGUCAACAAGAAGAUCCAGAAAAAUCUCUUAAACGAAACAUCCCGUUACGGAGACAUUGAGUUCCAACCGCUUCUGGGAGGGAUAGAGUUUGGAAUUCGCUUCUUGUAUCACGCCAAAUGGGCCGCGGCUAAUUACGACUUUCAAUAUUUUCUUCGCACGGACGAUGACUACUUUGUGUGUCUUAAGAAGCUUUUGAAUGAGUUACCUUGGCGCCCUAAGCAUAAUCUCUGUUGGGGAAAUUUUCACUGUGAAGUAAACAUGACAUGGAUUGACGAGUCAUGGAUGAUGUUUUCGCGAGACAUCAUUGACAAAUUCUUGAAUCAAGAUGCGCGUACCAUGUUGUGUCAUCCGCACGCUGACCAGCAGAUCGGUAUGUGGCUCAACAAUAUAUCAGGUCGGUUACUUUUCCAUGACGUUCGUCUGAAUCACGUGAGGGAAUUUGACUGGCGGGCGAGAAACGUGUGUGUAACGUACAUGGGAGUUCAUCAAGCUUUUGCGUCGCGCAUGCUACAACUGGCCAAGACGAGCGAGGACGGCGCUAAAACUGUGCCCCCCAUCUCUAACUUUUCCUCGUAUUGUGAAUACGACACGUUUGACUAUAGGAAGCUAAACGGCCAAUAUUUUUAUGAACCAAAGCCUUGUGUUGAGAACGCAAUAUGGGUGAAAAAUCACCGAUUAUGGCUUGGAGAAGAGGGAAGAGUCAAUUAAUAGUUUAGUAGUCACGGACAGAACACUGUGACCCUAGGAAAACACAGCGUUUGCGCAUGUCUGCGUCUGCGCACGUUGAAAUGACUUAGUGCUGUGAAUUUCAAGGUUUCAGAACCAAGUUGUCUUAUACAAGUUGCAAAGAAAGUACAAACCAGUAAGUUAUAGUGUUUUAACCCUUUAACUCCCAAAAUAUCAUUAGUAAUUCUCUUAACUGUCUGGCAUACAAUUCUUACGAUGUCAAUUUGGAGAAUUUGGUAUUGGAUCAACUAAUAAUUCCAUAAUUGAUAUUUUACUUCAUUCUCAUCACUUCUAUGCUUGAUAUUGUAUUGAUAUUUGAAGGAGAAAUUCUCUCUUGGUCACUCAUGGGAAGUAAAGGGUUAAAAGUAUAUGAUCUGUUUUGGUAAAGGUCAAAACAGAAAGGUAAAUUAACAGUGUACCCGUACUAGAAAAAGGCUUGUGUUUAAAAAUUCUUGAGUUUUCUUUUUCAGCUACUUUUGUUUCCUUUU
This is a messenger RNA of Pocillopora verrucosa, 2105 nucleotides long. The record is from RefSeq and is a predicted model, not a curated record. Lineage: Eukaryota; Metazoa; Cnidaria; Anthozoa; Scleractinia; Pocilloporidae.